Ficedula albicollis (Collared flycatcher) is the source of this 1502-nucleotide messenger RNA. Its product is annotated as forkhead box protein A2-like. Gene Ontology annotation, biological process: regulation of transcription by RNA polymerase II; cell differentiation; anatomical structure morphogenesis. Gene Ontology annotation, molecular function: transcription factor binding; RNA polymerase II cis-regulatory region sequence-specific DNA binding; DNA-binding transcription factor activity, RNA polymerase II-specific. Lineage: Eukaryota; Metazoa; Chordata; Aves; Passeriformes; Muscicapidae. The record is from RefSeq and is a predicted model, not a curated record.
CUCCCUCCGCCGUCGUUUGUUGUGGCUGUUAAAUUUUAAACUGCCAUGCACUCCACUUCCAGUAUGCUGGGAGCGGUGAAAAUGGAAGGCCAUGAGCACACGGACUGGAGCAACUACUACGGGGAGCCCGAGGGCUACUCCUCGGUGAGCAACAUGAACGCGGGGCUGGGCAUGAACAGCAUGAACACCUACAUGACCAUGUCGGCCAUGAGCAGCACGGCCAACAUGACGGCGGCCACCUCCAUGAACAUGUCCUACGCCAACACGGGCAUGAGCCCCUCGCUGGCCGGCAUGUCCCCGGGCGCGGGGGCCAUGCCGGCCCUGGGCUCGGGCUACGCCAACACGGGCAUGAGCCCCUCGCUGGCCGGCAUGUCCCCGGGCGCGGGGGCCAUGCCGGCCAUGGGCUCGGGCAUGGGCGCCCACCUGAGCCCCAGCAUGAGCCCCAUGGGCGGCCAGGCGGGCUCCAUGAACGCGCUGGCUCCUUACUCCAACAUGAACUCCAUGAGCCCCAUCUACGGCCAGUCCAACCUGAACCGCUCGCGGGACCCCAAGACCUACCGGCGCAGCUACACGCACGCCAAGCCGCCCUACUCCUACAUCUCCCUCAUCACCAUGGCCAUCCAGCAGUCCCCCAACAAGAUGCUGACCCUCAGCGAGAUCUACCAGUGGAUCAUGGACCUGUUCCCCUUCUACCGCCAGAACCAGCAGCGCUGGCAGAACAGCAUCCGCCACUCGCUGUCCUUCAACGACUGCUUCCUCAAGGUGCCGCGCUCGCCGGACAAGCCGGGCAAGGGCUCCUUCUGGACGCUGCACCCGGACUCGGGGAACAUGUUCGAGAACGGCUGCUACCUGCGCCGCCAGAAGCGCUUCAAGUGCGAGAAGCAGCUGGCGGCCAAGGACGGCGGCGGCGCCGGCGGCAAGAAAGGCCCUGGCAAGGGGGGGGGCGGCAAGAAAGGCCCUGGCCAAGCUGGCAACCAGCCGCUGGGCGAGGGCAGCUCCUCGGGGGGCUCCGAGGGCUCCGCCGGCGCCGAGUCGCCGGCCAGCUCCUCGCCGUGCCAGGACCACAAGCGCGCCCUGGCCGACCUCAAAGGGCUGAGCCCCGGCGAGCCUUCGGCCUCGCCCGGCCAGCAGCAGCAGCAGCAGCACCUGCUGGCCCCGCCGCACGCCGGGCUGGCCCACGAGGGCCACCUCAAGCCCGAGCACCACUACGCCUUCAACCACCCGUUCUCCAUCAACAACCUGAUGUCGUCCUCGGAGCAGCAGCACCACCACCAGCACCACCCGCCGCACCACCAGCACCACCACCCGCACAAAAUGGACCUGAAGGCUUACGAGCAGGUGAUGCACUACUCGGGCUACGCCUCGCCCGUGCCCGCGGGCUUGGCCAUGGCGCCCGUCACGAACAAAAGCGCCCUGGAGGCCUCGCCUUUGGCCGGAGAGACUUCCUACUACCAAGGCGUCUAUUCCCGGCCCAUCAUGAACUCCUCCUAAGCGGGAAAACG